Messenger RNA from Oncorhynchus tshawytscha (Chinook salmon), 2374 nucleotides. Its product is annotated as piggyBac transposable element-derived protein 4-like. The record is from RefSeq and is a predicted model, not a curated record. Gene Ontology annotation, molecular function: zinc ion binding. NCBI's taxonomy places the organism in Eukaryota, Metazoa, Chordata, Actinopteri, Salmoniformes, Salmonidae.
AUGUCGACUGAAGUGGAAGCAUCCAGAAGCAGGAAAACUCAGCUGGAGAUUGUGACCCAGGUCCUGUGUGUGGAGGGCUCCCCUUUCUGCGCUCUGCGCUCGCGGGUCAGAGCGACCCAGGCCCUGUGUUUCCAGGGCUCUCGCUCUGCGCUGGCGGGUCAGAGCGACCGUGCCAGCCACUGGCUGGCGAGGCGUGUGCCUCUGAGCGUAGUAGAGUGUCUGCGAAGCGACCGUGCCAGCCACUGGCUGGCGAGGCGUGUGCCUCUGAGCGUAGUAGAGAGUCUGCGAGUGUGGCGAGGCUGUGCUCUGGGCUCACCGCUCUGCGCUCUGUGCUCUGUCCUCUGUGCUCUGCGCUCUCGGGUCAGAGCGACCCUGCCAGCCAGUGGCGAGGCGUGUGCCGUCGCGCGUAGUAGAGUGUCUACGAGUGUGGCGAGGCUGUGCUCUGGGCUCACCGCUCUGCGCUCUGCGCUCUGGGCUCUGCUCUCGUGGCUCAGCGGACCCGCUCGGCUCCACCGAUCGGCCAUGGCCGCGCGUUUUACGGCCGCGCAGGUUCUAGAACAGAUCUUGUCCAGCGUGGACCAAGAAGACUACUCGGAUUGCCAGGAGGAGGAAGAGGAAGAGGUUUCGGAAGACGAAGACGGGGAGGAAUACAACCCCGAGCGCCGCGAGGUCGACGAUGCCUCUUCUCCCUCUUCUGAGGAAGAGCAGCAGCCCGAGGAAGAGCCGCCCGAGGACCGCGACGAGGAAGAGAUCUCCUCGGCCCCGGACCGACUGGUCCCCGUGGCCUACGGCCGCCACCGCGGGCCCCUGGCGAUCUGCCGCGCCGGGCCGGACCAGACUCCGGGCCCCACGGCCUAUGCCGCGACGCAGGCCCGCGACAUCGCGUCCGCCUUCCACCUGUUUGUCACGCCGGCGAUAGAAAGGAUAAUUGUGGAAAUGACGAACCUGCACGGGGCCAGAAAAUACGGCGACGGCUGGCGACCCAUGGACGCCACGGACCUGCGCGCCUACCUAGGGCUGCUGAUCCUAGCGGGCGUCUACAGGUCCCGGGGCGAGGCCGCGGCAAGCCUGUGGGACGCCGAGAGCGGCAGGACCGUGUUCCGAGCCACCAUGUCGCUCAAGGUCUUUCACAGGUACUCGAGGCUGCUGCGAUUCGACGACCGCCAGUCGAGACCCGCCAGACUCGCCACGGACAAACUCGCAGCCAUACGAGAGGUCUGGGACCUGUGGGAGGCGCGGCUGCCGGCCCUCUACAACCCGGGGCCCGACGUGACGGUGGACGAGCAACUGGUCCCGUUCAGAGGCCGCUGUCCCUUCCGUCAGUACAUCCCCAGCAAGCCGGCCAAAUACGGCAUCAAGUCGUGGGUGGCCUGCGACGCCAAGUCCAGCUACGCUUGGAAGAUGCAAGUGUACACCGGCAAGGCGGCCGGCGGAGGCCCCGAGAAGAACCAGGGGAUGCGCGUCGUCCUCGAUCUGACAACGGGCCUGAGCGGUCGCAACGUCACCUGCGACAACUUCUUCACCUCCUACGACCUGGGCCAGCGGCUCCUCGAGAGGAACCUCACCAUGGUGGGCACGGUGAGAAGGAACAAGGCCGAGCUCCCGCCCGCGCUGCUCGAGUCCAGGGGCAGACAGGUCCUGUCCUCCAGGUUCGCCUUCACGCCCACCGCCACUCUGGUGUCCUACCUGGCAAAGAGAAACAAGAACGUGCUACUCUUGAGCACGCUGCACACAGAGGGCCACAUCAGCGAUCGUCGCGACAAGAAGCCGGCCCUCAUCCUAGACUACAACUGCAACAAGGGCGGCGUGGACAACCUAGACAAGGUGGUGGGCACCUACAGCUGCAGACGGAUGACUGCCCGCUGGCCCCUGGUCGUCUUCCACAACAUCCUCGACGUGUCCUCCUACAACGCCUUUGUCAUAUGGCGAGAGAUCAAGCCUGACUGGAUGCCUGGCAAGCGGAACAAGCGCAGGGUGUUCCUCGAGCAGCUGGGAAAGGCACUCGUGAAGCCGCUGAUCCAAAGAAGGCAGCAUCUGCCCCGCACCGAAGCGGCGUCAGCCCUUGUCAAAGUCCUACAGAGUGCUACGGCGGCGCCUCCUGAUCAACAGAGCCAGGGCCCCGCCGCUGGCACGGCCGCUGCCCCGCCCGUUGCCCCGGCCACCACCGGGGCAAGUAAGAGGAAGAGGUGUCAGCUCUGCCCACCCAAGAAGGACUCCAAGACACACACGGUGUGCUGCAGGUGUAAGAAAUACAUCUGCAAAGGCUGUUCACACGCCUACUGUCACACUUGCGCACAUUGGGCCUUUAGCCAGGACGGGACAGGGUGACCCGGAGGACGCGGGGACUAGACACAGUACCAGGACCACGGGAGGG